Messenger RNA from Doryrhamphus excisus (bluestripe pipefish), 7077 nucleotides. Its product is annotated as bromodomain-containing protein 4-like. Lineage: Eukaryota; Metazoa; Chordata; Actinopteri; Syngnathiformes; Syngnathidae. The record is from RefSeq and is a predicted model, not a curated record. Gene Ontology annotation, cellular component: chromatin; nucleus. Gene Ontology annotation, biological process: chromatin remodeling; regulation of DNA-templated transcription.
GGUCCCAUCGGCAUUAUUAUUUCGCGCGCUGUCAGAGUGCGCCUCGGCAUGAGCUGUCUUCGCGGGCCUUGCACCGGUUCGGCCAUACUAGAUGGUUGUCUCUUUUAAAGCUAAAGCAACAUGGCGUUAUUGCGCAUGUUCUUUAUCUUCGCUUACAUCGCUUCAUCCCUGCGCUAAGAUCGUCUUGGUGGCAUUUGUCAAUACGUGCUGUCAGUGUGCAUGUUAGCCGCAGCUAGUGCUAACAGCAGCUAGCUUGCUCGGCUGUUUGUUUGUAGCGUCUCUUAUACACCCCCCCCCUUUUCCCGUAGGCCGUAUUCGUGACAUAACUUACGUACUUCAGACAGCGUAGCCAAGCAGCGAUGGCGCAUGGGAACCGUGCGGAACGUACCGUACUUGUUUUCGGGAAUAACAAACCUGGUCCUGUUUCGUAUUCUGGAAGGUCUUUACGUCCGGAGUUGACACUUGCUGAAGAAACAUGGCGACGUGCUGUCGUAGAAGGGUGACAAGGCGCACUUGUCAGUCCCUCUUGUGGUUUUCACCUCCUCAGAAAGCGUGUCGCUGCCUCCUUGAAUACGCCAUGAACGCACAAGAGAAUUAAGUAACGGCGGAAACAGCAACAAACAUAGAGUCAAGUGAGAAGUGGAAUGGCCUGAGGGGGAUCCCCCCGGUCCCACCUGCCCCUGCCAGGUCCAAUCUGCCUACAUCGACUGCUUGGUCACUGCAAACCACCACUGUGAUGGGGGACGGACUGGAGCCAGGCAGCAGCCACAACCCUCCUUCCGCCCAGCAGCCUCUCCCUUUUAACCCUGCACCCCCUGAAACAUCUGAUUCUUCUAGACCCAAACGGCAGACCAACCAGCUCCAGUACCUGCUCAAAGUGGUGUUGAAGACAUUAUGGAAACACCAGUUCGCAUGGCCCUUUCAAGCUCCCGUAGAUGCCAUCAAACUCAAUUUACCUGACUACUAUAAAAUCAUCAAAACCCCCAUGGACAUGGGCACCAUAAAGAAGCGCCUGGAGAACCACUUCUACAAAAAUGCCCAGGAGUGUAUUCAUGACUUCAACACAAUGUUCACCAAUUGCUACAUCUACAACAAGCCCGCAGAUGAUAUCGUGUUAAUGGCCAAGGCCUUGGAGAAACUCUUUCUCCAGAAGAUCACAGAGAUGCCACAGGAGGAGACUGAGAUUGCUGUGGUCUCAAAGGGACGCCGCAGCAUAAAACGGGAGCCAGCUCUGAUCACCAUGUCCGAAUCAGGCCAGGAUUUGUUAUCGCCCUCCACCACUCCCCUGACGCGAGGCUUCUCAUCCCCUGCAACUCUCCCACAGACCCAUCACUCUCCAACCCCUCCUACUCUGGCCCAGCCCCCACGUGUGCCUCCGACACCCAUGGCUCACGCGCCUCAUCUCGGACCCCCGCACCCUCUCUCAGCAGCAGGCAUCUUGCCCCAGGGCAUGACCUCUGUCCCACCUCCGGCUGUCACACACCCAGGCCUCCAUACAGGCCAGAUACUGCAGAGCCCUGCUCUCAUCAAGCAAAGGAAGAGCCAGAAGAGAAAAGCAGACACCACCACGCCGACAGCCAACGACCAGCUCAGCGAAUCGUCGCCCGUCUCUGCGGAGACUCGACCACGCCGAGACAGCAUUCGCCCAUUAAAGCCACCCAAGCGAGACUCGUCACAGCCAGACUCCCAGCACCACCCCGGUGGUGUGCUGGAGACGGGAGGAAUGUUGACGCCCAAGCGGCAGGAUCAGUUACAUUCCUGUGCUCUCCUCGUCAAAGAGAUGCUGUCCAAGAAGCACUUUGCCUAUGCCUGGCCCUUCUACUUGCCUGUUGAUGCAAAAGCUCUUGGCCUUCAUGACUACCAUGACAUCAUCAAGCACCCCAUGGACCUCAGCACCAUCAAGAAAAAACUGGACAAUUGGCAGUACAGAGACGCUCAAGAGUUUGCAGCGGACGUGCGGUUGAUGUUCUCCAACUGUUACAAGUAUAAUCCGCCAGGCCAUGAUGUGGUUGCCAUGGCACGUAAACUACAGGAGGUCUUUGAGAUGCGUUUUGCCAAGAUGCCCGACGAGCCGGAGGAGCCAGUUCCCGUUCCCACGCCGUCAUCUGCCAUCCACCCUGCCCCUUCCACUCGGCAGUUACCGCCUCCUCCUGUUGUCUCCGAAGAUGACAGCUCCAGUUUGUCCGAAUCUGAGUCCUCUGGGGCGGACUCUGAUCAAGAGAGGCAGCAGCGACUGGCUGUGCUACAGGAACAGCUUAAGGCUGUCCACGAGCAGCUGGCCGCACUUUCUCAGCCUCAGGUCAGCAAGCCCAAGAAGAAAGAGCGCGACAAGAAGGAGAAGAAGAAGGAAAAGCACAAGAAGAAGAUGGGAGCGGAUGAGCCCACUGAGACUGCCAUGCUUCAGAUUUCCAAGAAGAGCAAAAUCAGCAAGGACCCACUCGUUGCAAAGAAGGAGAGGAAGAAGCCUGGUAAAAAAGACGGCAUCAAAAACAGUCGUCCAGCUGUGCCCCCUCAGACCGGGCCCACCCCUCUUGUCCCCUCAGCCUCUCUCGAAGUAGAAGAUGACAUGGCCAACUCAUACGCCUCCUCAGAUUUGUUUGGGGGAGCGGCUGCUGUCGGGGGCAAGCCCAUGUCGUACGAAGAGAAGCGCCAGCUAAGCCUGGACAUCAACAAGUUGCCCGGGGACAAGCUGGGCCGCGUUGUGCACAUAAUCCAAACGCGUGAGCCCUCCAUGAAGAAUUCCAACCCGGAUGAGAUCGAGAUCGACUUUGAGACGCUCAAGCCCUCCACGCUCCGAGAGCUGGAGAAGUACGUCUCCAGCUGCCUCAAAAGGAAGAAGAAGUCAUCAGUAGAAAAGCCUCUGGAAAUGACAAACAUCACAAAAUUGAAGACAGGAUCUUCAUCCUCAGGCACCAGUGACUCCUCUGAUAGUGAAGACUCUGACAAUGGGCUGGUUCCCAAGCAGCAGAAGACCCUGUCAAACAAGGACACCAAGAGGCCGCAACAGCUGUCUGUCGCCAAUGUUGGCCCCGCUGCCCCGCAGCCUCAAGUCCCCCAGACCAAAUUGCCAUUCAUCCCUCCCUCCCAUGUUCCGGUCCCGGUCUCUGUCCCCGCUCUGGAAUCAUCACAGUUGCUGAGCACCGGAUUCGACCCAUUGGCCCACUUUAUGAACCCUCACCUGACGCAGCCCAACACUGAGCCCAGUCCUGUAAUCCCCUCUUCUUGCGCCCCCCUCAACGCUGGCCUCCUCAAUGUAAACACACCUACUGGUCCGACACCCACUGAACCGCACCCGUUUUUAAACCAACAUCCCAUCAUACCCUCACCGGCCAUCCACAAUGCUCUCCCCCAGCAACCAUCAAGACCUAGCAACCACGCCGCACCACUUCCUCCUAAGAACUCUCAGCCACUCCCAUCCUCACUCCCCCCUCUGCCUGUGUCCUCACCUCAGCUUCCUCUCCCACUCCCUCUCCCGCUUCCCCAGCCAGUUCCACGCCCCCGCGUACCUUCACCACCGUCACACGGUAUCUUGGGAACCCUCUCUGCUCAACCUCCGCAAGCCCUGCUGGAGGACGACGAAGAGCCGACGCCCACCAAUGCAGAAACACCGCCCCUCAGCCAGGUUCAAACCUUCCUGCAGUCGCUCCAACCGCGGACAUCCACGCAGAGCCAGCCGCUGCACGCACAUUCGCCUGUGCACAAUGCCCCCCAUCUGGUGCCCUCAAUGCACGCGCAAACUGUGAUGUCAUCCAACCCUGCGACAUUGCAGCGGCACAGCUCGGGCCACAGUCAUGUGCAGCAUUCGUUCUCACAUGCGCUUGCCACGACGGUGCAGCAGCAGAAAGGGGCGACCCUCCAGCAGAAGCUACAGCAGCUGCAGCCCUCGCCACGCAUCAAGGCCGAGCCUUUUUCCACAGGUUGCCUUCGUGACAGCCCCUCGCCGCUGAUGAUGCACUCUCCCCUGAUGCCUCACUUCCAGACGACAGGACUACAGUCUCCCUCACAGAUCAAGAAAAAUGAUCAGCGGUCCAACUUGGUGGGGGUCAAAGAGGAGAAACUCUCCCACUCACCAGUGCUACCCCCAUCCCCAUUCAGCCCGGCUAUGCGACUCGACACACACAAACUUGACAGUAAACACAGAUUAGACGUGAAGUCAUUGGAUGGGACUCGCUCUGGUUCCCGCCUUCCUGACUCCUUGGUGCAGCCCUGCAAUCAGCAGGACACUAAAGUCAAGCAGGAGCCCAAAACGCCCGUCGGGCCCAAGAGGACACCGGACGUGAAGUUAAAGAACAUGGGGUCUUGGGCGAGUUUGGCCCAGAGGUCUCAGUCCACGACAGCGUCGGCAGUUCGCUCCUCCAGCGACAGCUUUGAGCAGUUCAGACGUGUCGCCAGGGAGAAGGAGGAGAGGGAGAGGCAGCUGAAGGCUCAGGCGGAGCAGGCCAGGAGGGAGCAGGAGAAGAUGCGCCGUGAUGACGAUGAUUCUGUGGAGCAUGCACGCCGCACACAAGAAGAUGUCCGCCGCCGCCAUGAGCAGCAGCAGCAGCAGCAACAACAACAACAACAACAACAACAACAGCAGCAACAUCAGCAGCAGCAUCAGCAGCAAUCACCAGUUGCAGCAACACCUCCGGCUUCUACCCCACCCACUCACUCCCCACAAGCUCCACCCAUUCAGCCUCCAGUCCAACCUCCAACUUCCUCAGCUGCACAGAACGCCCUUGACCAGCAGAGGGAGAUGGCUCGCCGCCGCGAGCAAGAGCGGCGCAGGAGGGAGGCGAUGGCUGACACAAUUGACAUUAACUUCCAGAGCGACCUGAUGGCCAGUUUUGAAGAAAAUCUCUUCUAAGAGCUGAUGGAAGUUCGAGAAGGACCUACACACACACAAACACACCGUGAGCUAGCAUAGAUGGCUCACAGAAACACCCAUAUAUGGACUACAAUAGUACCUGUCCCUUUUCUCACAGCUGGCUUGUGUCAUGUGACGGGUGGGGGGGGGUGGCGGGUUAUAAUGAGUGAAGCGUCUUUUCCUUGAAGCGCAGAUACGUUUUGGUGUCUGGCACAGUGUUUAUAGUCGUUGGCUCUCCACGGACGAUGCAUAAAAAAAAAAAAGAAAAAGCAGGCAGAGUUGAUAUAAGACAUGAAGAAGACAAGCAGACUGUGGUCCCUUUCUUUAUAAAUGGUGUUAUUCCAACAUGGAGUUUAGCUGCUGUCCACAUUGGCUUGUUUUCUCAGGACACACAGCGGAAUGCAACACUUAAAAAGACACCCCCACUUGUAUUCCCUCCCCUCCUUUCGUCUAACCCUCCUUGCACGAGUUCACUUGAAACAAGACCAAGUUAUGGCGCUUUAAAAAAAAAAAAAAAAAGUCCACAAGUGUGUCCUCUCUGCCUCAGUGCUCUGGCCUGUACUCUCUAUGAUCACGCCCUGCAAAUUAUACAUAUUAUAUAUAAAUAGAUACAUGAAUAUAUAUUCUAUACAAGGACAAGUCAACGCUGAAGAGAGGAAUUUGGUUUGUGUGGCGGUCUGUGUCGAUCUCUUUGAGCUUUUGGUUUUUGGAUUUUGUAGAAUUUACUGUAAAGAAGAAAACUUUUUUAUGAUUCUAUUGAGGAUUUUUUUUUGUCUUUCUCUUAUCCCCCCCCCCCCCCCCCCCAACUCUAUGCCAAAACUGUUGAGUACUGAAAGUCCAUUCACUUUUUUUUUUCUUUCCACUUUACAUGACAGGAUGUUUUAUUGCUAUUUAAUACCCCCCUUCACUCCCCCGCCCCCUUUUAAAAUAAGGAUUCUGCUCGCUAUUAUAGAUGUCAUGACAUUUUUUUUAUCCGCACUAUACACCCGCUUUAAUUUGCAAAUAUUACUUUGCGUCACGCUGUACAUGUUUUACGCCAUUUCAUCAUCUUAACACCUGCAGAGUUUGUGUACAUUUGUCACUUGUAUAUUUUUCUUUCUAUCGUGGGACGUUGGUUGUGACUUUUGCUCUGUGUUCACUGGCCCAUGGAUCUUUUAGUUGACCCCCACCUCCCCCGUACUCCUUUUCUUAUUAUAUUUGGACAUUUUAUUUUGUUUCUUCUUCCUUCUUAAGCUCCCCCCCCCCGAUUCAUUUUAUCUAGAACAACCUUGCUGGUAUGUUGACAAAAGUGAGGCAUUGAGGUCAAUAGGUUCAAACAGAUUAUUGACAUGUUUUUUCUUUUUUAAAGAAAGUAUUAAAAUAUUAUUUAAAAAAAACUUUUAACAGUAGUGCAUUUGGUGCUUUAUUUUGUGUUCAUUUACUGACAAAACUGGUAAUGUAGUGGUGGGAUCCAACCAAAAGGUGGCGCCCUAGUGAAAAAUACAAGGCAUUGACAAAACGAAUUUAAAGACACGUGGCAUGUAGUAUUAUGCACUGGUCACCAGGUGUCACUGGUGUUACAUUGAUAAAUAAUAAAUUACAUUACAUUAAUAAAAUAAUAAAAACUUUAUGACUUAUUUUCUAGAUUUGUCAACUAUUUUGGGUAAUAGGAGAGAUAAUGUGAUGAUAGUGAUGUUAUUGCAUGUCCAGAGGGUUCUACUAGUAACAUAACAUAUUUAGAAGGUUGUUAUGCAGUCUCUGAAAAUGUUCCAUUCCGAGCACUCAUCACUGUCAGCUCUGGAACCAAUUAACUGCCAUAAACGAGGUAUGACUGGAGUUGACAGGGCUUUAUUUCAGAAUAUGUAGCGAAGCCUGUUCUGCCCCACUACCCCCAAAUGUCCAGAAGGAAGUACUUUUCUCCCCCUCUUCAUAAACUUAAACGGCAAGCUUCUUGAGUUAAGCCUGGGCGAUACAUCAAUACUUAUCGAUGUCUUUUAAGCACUAUAUCAAAAACAAACAUAUCGUUCAUAUUUCAAAAUGGCACCACUCAAGUGGCACUUCUGUAUUUUCCACAGCGUUUUUAUUAGUGUUUAAUCGUACUUCAUUUGUAAUUUACUAUUGUUUUGUCCCAUAACGACUCCUUAAAGGGAACCAAUUAUGCAAUUUUUUUUGUCUCCUUGUGGACUCCUAUAGAGCAACGACAUACAAUAAUCGCACAGAAAGCUUUCUAGAUCUUCCAGAUUCUGCUUCCA